Messenger RNA from Tetranychus urticae (two-spotted spider mite), 5853 nucleotides. Its product is annotated as RIMS-binding protein 2-like. The record is from RefSeq and is a predicted model, not a curated record. Gene Ontology annotation, biological process: neuromuscular synaptic transmission. NCBI's taxonomy places the organism in Eukaryota, Metazoa, Arthropoda, Arachnida, Trombidiformes, Tetranychidae. Gene Ontology annotation, molecular function: protein binding.
GAAAUGUUGUUAGUUGAAUGUUGCUUGAAAGUUGGUUGAUGUUAUGAGGUGUGACUGAUGAAAGUUAUGUUAAGCUCACAGAAUGUUUAGUUCAGUUCAUCUUCCACUCAGAUUCUUCUCCUUUUCAUUCCAAAAUUACCAUUAUUUAACCUUAUACCAAUAAUCUGAAAACGAUUAACUUCUACCCAAGAGCCCGAAAAAAUAUGACUCUUUUUUUUAAGUUAACCCAAGUUCAUUCUGUUUGAAGAAACUGAUUUAUAACAUUUAUUAUGAAAAAUAAAGAAACGAAGAAAUGAUGACUGAUCUUCUCUCUACCAACUCUCUCUUUAAUAUUUUUUAGCUUCUUGUCCUGCCUUUUAUUCCCCUUUCUAUACACCUCUUUGCUUUUAUCUUUUUCUCUCGAACUAAUAACAUAAUACAUGCUCACAUUCUGGGAUCUGCGUGAGAGUCUUUUUACUACCAUCAAAUUGUCAGAAGGAACCAACAAUGGUUAAAUUAAUUAGGAUAGCUGUUAACAGUUAAUAUAACAAUUAACUCUCUCCCUUUUUUUAUAAAAACCAAGUGUAACAUAAACCUGUAAACAAAAAUAUGUUCAACUCGGGGUAACCAGUUAAGCAGAAGAUACCAAAAGCUGCCUCCAUAACGGAUAACUGGACACUUCACUUUACCAAUGGCUUCCUCAUCAUUAGAUUGUUACUCUUCAUCUUCAACUGGAAUGAAAAAAUCAUACGAUUCCACUAGAUCAUUAUCCUCAUCUGCAUCUUCAUCCAAUCCUAGGGUAUCCUUUAGAUCAAAUUCAAUUGAUAUUGGUAGACAUGAUAAAUGUGAUAGAAAAGGCUCAGGUUCGCUUCCAUCUUCUUUCGAUGUAGAUAAAUUAAUGAGAAAGCUGGAAGAAGAUGAUAAAGCACUUCGAGAACUGGAAGAAUUGGAAGUUGAACGAAUAAAUACAUCGAGCAAUAUGGCCUCAACCACCACACCAUCAACAUCCUCAGCCUUGGAUACCGAAACCUCCUCAUCCAUGGCGCCGACCACAGUUACACCGUUAACUAGUACUUCACAAGUUACUUCAUCAACAUCUUCCAUUGGGUCAACUACUACUGCCGCUUUAUCUUCAUCUAUGCCGGCCCUAAAUGAUCGCCAAUCUUUUGAUAGACAGUCUCAAUUUGAUUCCCGAGCUGGAGGUCCUUCAAUUUCAAGUAAGGAAUUGGAAAAACUGAUGAAAAAAUUGGAACAAGAUAAUAAAAUUUUGGCUGAGUUAGAUCAAAAGGUUAAAAGAAUCUCUUCAAACAACACUACUUCAUCUUCAUCUGCCUUGUUAUCCUCAUCAUUGCCAGCACUGACCUCGAAUAUUUCAGGAUUUCACUCAACUUCACAUACCCAACUUCUUUCAGAUCGGAGUCAUUUUAAUCGAGAGAAAAAAUUAACUUUACCAAUAAAUACAAUGCUUCCAGGAAAAGAUGAUCCAAACACUAUUUUACAGCACAUUCGUAAAGAGCAGGAAUUAAGAUUAGCCGAGGAUAUUGUUGAUAGUAUUGAGAUACCUAAUCGUGGAAGAUGCAAAGUUUUUAUUGCUCGGUACAGCUAUGAUCCAUUCAAACAGUCACCCAAUGAAAACCCCGAACAAGAACUACAUCUAGCAGCUGGAGAUUUCAUUUUAGUUGCCGGUGAUAUGGAUGAUGAUGGUUUUUUUGUAGGAGAAACUCUAGAUGGUAGAAAAGGCUUGGUUCCGUCUAAUUUUAUCGAAAAAUUAACGGGUGAAGAUUUAUUUGAAUUUCAAGCAACUGUAUUAUACGAAAAUCGGGAUGGUGAUGAAUCUAGUGUUAGUUAUCCGCCCGAAUUUUACGAUACCCUACUCAAUGAUGCCAUGGCUCACACAAAUUUUCAACAUUUGAUUGCACCAGAGGACUUUCAUAGAAUGAAUGAUUAUAUUGAAUUGGCUGAAUCUCAGGAAAUCGACGAAGAAGAUUUAUCCGAUCCCGAAAGAGCUCAAGCAACUGCCGCGCGAGAUAUUGUUCCCCCUCCAAGGAGACUAAUAUUAGAGCGCCAAUUUCAUAAAAGCAUUCUUCUUUAUUGGUUGCCUCCUGACUGCCCUCCAACAUUUAUUGAAUGCUACCAAAUUUAUGUUGACGGUGUUCUAAAAGUUACUCUACCAAGCAUCGAAAGAACUAAAGCCUUAGUUGAAGGUGUUGACUCCUCAAUUCCACAUCGAAUCAGCAUUCGAGCCAUAAAUAAUUUAGGAAGAAGUUCCAGAGAUGCAGCCUGUACUAUAAUUAUUGGCAAAAAUGUACCAUUUGCUCCGUGUUGUGUAAAAGCUACCAGUAUUACCUCUGAAUCAUCUUUAAUCAGCUGGUUACCCUGUAAUAGUAACUUUUAUCAUGUAGUUGCUGUUAACUCUGUGGAAGUUAAAACAGUUGGUCCGGGGGUUUUCAAGCACUUGAUAACUGGAUUGGCUGCUAAUACACUCUAUCGUGUUUCUGUCCGUGCCAAACCUGGUAAACUGAUGUCAUUUGAUGAAAAGAAUCCCAAAAAACUCGAGAUGUUGACAACUUUUGUUGAUUUUCGGACUUUACCAAAAAGUCUUCCAGAACCCCCAGUGGAUGUACAAGUAGAAGCGGGACCUCAAGAUGGAACUUUACUUGUAACAUGGCUUCCAGUAACGUUGGACCAAUAUGGAACCUCGAAUGGCUGUCCAGUAACAGGUUAUGCUGUUUUUGCUGCUCACAAAAAAUUGACUGAAAUCGAUAGUCCAACUGGGGAUCAUGCACUACUCGAUGUUGGUCAAAUCGAGAGUUUCCAUAAGAAAGCUGUUACUGUGCGUACAAAAUCAGGAGAAAAUUGUUCCCAAGAUUCAAUGCCUUGUCAAAUUCCUGAUGAUUUAAUUAAACUCGGUGCUCAUCGAAAGACUGAAAGAUGUUAUGGACAAUGUUACCAAUCAAAUGUGGAUAAUUAUCCAUCGCCUCCUGUCAACCAAUAUAGCUUAAAUUACAAUCAUUAUCUGCAUGCAACACAAACCCCGAAUCAGGGACGAGUCCAUUCUGACUCUGAAUCGGAAACUGAGAUUAAUCAACUUAUGAACAAUGUUGCUCGGCGAUCCAAAGUUUUUGAUCCUUCGCCUAAUCAGGUUCAUCCAGGUCAUCAUAGAGCUCCUAUGCGCACACAACUUCCCAUGCGACAUCAACAUGCAAACCAACAUCAUUAUCCACUGCCAGCUCAUCAACAGUCAUAUGCCUCGCAUCAUCAGUCUAAUCUUGGUCAUCAUAUUCAACAUCCAUAUCACCAACAACCAUCAAAUCAAAUGCAUUCACAGUCAUUACAACACCAACAGCAACAUGGUAACUUUUCAAACCGUCAAGCUGGUCCAAUGUCAAUGCAACAUCAACAAUUUCACCCUCAACAGAAUCAACAUUCAAUGCAAAUGCACCAACAGGGCUUCCAACAAACUUCCGGAACCAUGCAAACAAAUCCUAACCGAAUGACCAUUCCAUCCAUCGCGAUAACGAAAGACACGCCAAGUGAAAGUGUUAACCCAAUAGAGAGCUAUUCAGAAGAAGAAUUCGAAGCAACAAUGAGAGGUAAAGGUGGAAGAUAUGGUGGACCAUCACCUCAACCUCCAUAUCGAAGUCGUCAGUAUAGCGAAUAUGAGAGAUCACAUUUUGGUACUGGUCAUGGUCGAGCUCGGGGACCGCGAGAUAUCCGAUGGUUUGUUGCUCUUUACGACUACGACCCAUUAACAAUGUCUCCUAAUCCUGAUGCAGCUAAUGAGGAAUUGCCCUUCAGAGAAGGUGAUCUAAUCAAGAUUUAUGGUGAAAAAGAUCCAGAUGGAUUUUAUCGAGGAGAGUUAAACAAUAGAGUUGGUUAUGUGCCUUGCAACAUGGUUUCUGAAGUUCAAUGUGAUCCUGAAACGGGCCAACCUCUUCGUGGGACUAAUGAUAAUGAUCCUUGGGGUCAUUUGCCAGUAAAAAAGAUGUCGGCACUCUAUGACUAUGAUCCACAAGAGCUCUCUCCUAAUCCUGACACAGAGGUGGAGUUAGCUUUUAAUGCUGGUGAUGUGAUCUACGUUUACGGUGAAAUGGAUGAAGAUGGUUUCUAUAUGGGAGAAUUGAACGGCGUCCGCGGUUUAGUUCCAUCCAAUUUUUUAACCGAGUCUACUGAUCGACAUGGUCAAAUGCGAGGACGCUCUGGUAUGCAAGGUUACUCUCAACCGUAUCAACAAGGUCCUAUGAAUCAGUCAUAUGGUUCUAACAUGUAUGGAUCCAACAUGUAUCAAGGAAACUCCAUGGCCCAAGGACAAGGAAUGAGACCUCAAGGACAGUAUGGUAAUCAAUCGAUGAAUAUGCAACCACAAUCACAAUAUGGCAUGAUGGGUAACAAGCAUCGGCCGAACAGUUUAGAUCUUGGAAUGAACCAACAGAGACCGAAUCAACAACAAGUUGGUCAACAGCAAAUGACUAACCAGCAAAUGCAACAACAACAGCACCAACCACAGACUCAACAAACAACUAGUUUGAAUCCAUUUUCUAGUUUAUUCAAUAGUGGGAAAAAGAUUCUGGAAGAAGCAACAACACCAAGAGCUGGAGCUCCUCAGAAUUUCAAUGCUUUUGGUCAACAGCAAGGUCAACAUCAGCAACAAAUGCCAAUGCAACAACAAAUGCCCACUCAACAAACGUACCAACAGCAACAACAGCAACACCACCAACAGCAAAUGCAACAGCAAAUGCAGCAACAACCACAACAACAAUUCAAACAAGGACCUCGCUUUGGUACGAUGCAAACCCAACAGCCACAACAGCAACAGUAUGGACAACAAGGCUAUUAUGGAGGUCCUAUGAAUCAAAUGAAUCAAAUGAACCAGAUGAAUCAAAUGGGUCAGAUGCAGCAGCAGACUCAAGCUCAACAGCAAGGUCCCACUUUGUCUGGAGCUCUUGGAGCUGUUAAAAGCAUAUUUAAAAUAUGAGAUGAAAAUGAAUACAAAUUUGGUUGAAAAAUAACCUGGCUUGAUGAUUUAAUGUUUAUUUUUGUUUCACGAGAAAAUGAUUAGCAUCCAAAUGAGGAAUCAUCGUCAUUCUGGUUUUUGCUGUCUCCAAUCGUGUUAAAGACGAAACAGUACAUUUAUGAAUUUUUGCAUUCCAACCUUGGUUUGUUGUCUUUGUUAUAUGAUUUGGAAACUUCAUAAGCAGAUCUAAAUUCAAUCUUUUGUUUGCUUAAGACGCUUGAAAGGGGACAUAAAUGUAUUUCAAGUCGAAAAUGAUUUAACAGUCAAAGAAUUAACUACAAAUGAUACAAAUUGCUCUUGGUUUUCCAAUUAGUUUUGGUCGUGCCUUAGAACCUCUUUCUUUUUAUCAUUUUUCUUUUGCCAGAUCAACAAAUUUAUGCGAUAAAAGAAGUCCAAUGGAAGAUGUACAAGCAAAAAACAUGGGACUGAAUAAAAGGAUAUAAUAUUAUGAUAUAACCAAUGGACGGUUGUUCAAAAUGGAAACAAGAAAAGCUGAAAAAGGGGAAAAAUACCAAUAAACUGAGAAAGCCAAACAAGAUAUAAAACAUAUUGCUCUUUCCGACUGUUUGAAUGGUCUAAUUACAAUACUUAUAAAUAUUAUUACUUAUAUUGCUAAUCAGUGGUAAUAUGGUUGAAACAAAUUUUUCUUUUCUUAACUGUUUGAUUAAUUGUAAUCACACCUGAUCUCUUUAUCAUAAUUAAUGAUAAUCUGUCAAAUCUAUGCUCUAAAGAAUUCACCUCAACAAUAACGAUCAUGUAACCAAACUUAAUUGAUUACGUGUGUGUUAACUUGUUUUCAACUUUCUUCCGGCGGCGAUGAAAUUAAAGAAAGACGAAAAAUUACAGUUUGCGCCCUCAAA